This is a messenger RNA of Syzygium oleosum, 2143 nucleotides long. Its product is annotated as heparanase-like protein 1. Gene Ontology annotation, cellular component: plant-type cell wall; membrane. The transcript is spliced from 10 exons. The record is from RefSeq and is a predicted model, not a curated record. Gene Ontology annotation, molecular function: beta-glucuronidase activity. Lineage: Eukaryota; Viridiplantae; Streptophyta; Magnoliopsida; Myrtales; Myrtaceae. The coding region runs from base 296 to 1918 and encodes 540 amino acids.
UUGGAUAAAGUUGCGGACUUUCGCCUGCGUUUCUCUUCUUUUUUCCAUACACCGAGCUUCACACUGUUACUGGGAAUUCAGUCCAUUCGAGGUUGGCAUUUGUCAGGGUUUCCUUGCUUUUCUUGGAUUGAUGUGCUUUUCUUGAGGGCUGGUUCAAAGAAUGUUCGUGGAGGCAUCUUCUCUCCGUACAGUGCAUGCAGUAGUGUAAACACCCUCUCAUAUCUAGCUGCUCGCUGUGUUUAUCUUGAUGACCUGAGCAAUUGGUGUAGCUGCCAUUGUCGGUAUACUUUAAGCAAUGGGAUUAUCCUCCCUAGCCUUGUUCAUUAUUAUUGUUUCUUUCCGGCGGGGAUUAGCUCAAGAUGUUGCACAUUCUACUCUCAUCGUUCAUGGCUCCGAGGCAAUUGCAGAGACUGAUGAUAAUUUCAUUUGUGCAACUCUUGAUUGGUGGCCUCAUGAUAAGUGCAAUUAUGACCAGUGUCCGUGGGGAUAUUCAUCUGUUAUGAAUCUGAACUUGUCCCAUCCUAUACUGGGGAAGGCAAUCCAAGCUUUCAAGAGUUUGAGGAUAAGAAUUGGAGGUUCCUUGCAAGACCGAGUAUUGUAUGAUGUCGGGAACUUGAGACUUCCUUGCCACCCAUUUAGAAGGAUUGAAGGUAGCUUGUUUGGCUUUUCCAAGGGAUGUUUACACAUGAAGAGGUGGGAUGAGCUGAACAAUUUAUUCAGUAAGACAGGGGCUGUCGUAACUUUUGGACUGAAUGCACUUAAUGGAAGGCAAUGGAUCAAGAACAACGUCUGGGGAGGGGAUUGGAACUUCAGUAAUGCUUAUGAUUUUAUCAAAUACACAGUUGCAAGGAGAUACUCCAUUGAUUCAUGGGAAUUUGGUAAUGAGCUCAGUGGAAGUGGAAUUGGUGCUAGCAUCUCUGCUGAACAGUAUGGGAAGGAUCUAAUUGUCCUUAAGAAGAUAAUCAAUGAGUUGUACAAAAGUUCUCGUUCAAAACCUUCACUCAUAGCACCAGGGGGAUUCUAUGAUCGGGAGUGGUAUGUGAAACUCCUGCAGGUUUCAGGUUCAGGUGUGAUCAAUGCAAUGUCCCAUCAUAUAUACAAUCUGGGUGCGGGUGUUGAUCCUCAUCUUGUCAGUAAGAUAUUGGAUCCAAGUUACUUGAGUCAGAUAUCAGACACGUUCAUCAACCUCGAGGAAACAAUCAAGAAGCAUGGACCUUGGGCAUCUGCAUGGGUUGGAGAAUCUGGUGGGGCAUACAAUAGUGGCGGUCGUCAUGUAUCUAACACAUUUGUUAACAGCUUCUGGUAUCUAGAUCAGCUCGGAAUGGCUUCUAAGUAUGACACAAAGGUUUAUUGCCGGCAAUCUUUAGUUGGUGGGAAUUAUGGCCUCUUAAACACCACAACAUUAGCACCUAAUCCAGAUUACUACAGUGCCCUUCUGUGGCAUCGACUCAUGGGAAAACGCGCUCUUGCUGUCAGUGGUGACGCUCCACCAUCUUUACGCUGUUAUGCACAUUGUUCAAAAGGAAGGGCAGGCAUGACUUUACUCCUGAUCAAUUUAAGGAACGAGACUAAAUUCAUAGUGGGGACCCAGAGUAGUGUGCAGAAUUUGCAUGUGGAGGAACAAUCCGUUGACGGAGGGAGCAUUCUCAUUCACGGAUUGAAGAAAACUGUCUCGUUCGUCGGCAAAGGAUCAUCAGAUGCUCCACUUUUCAGAGAGGAGUACCAUUUAACUCCACGAGGCGGUUACCUUCAGAGUCAAACCAUGCUCCUGAAUGGAAGCCCGUUGGAGCUCACGCAGGACGGAGGGAUCCCGCCUUUAAAGCCUAACCUUGUCCGUGCCGAUUCUCUCGUAUCGGUUUCUCCUCUGUCCGUUGCUUUCAUAGUCUACCCGAAUUUUGAUGCUCGAGCUUGUGCUUGAUUCGUCUGCGUGCAAUCUGCGCUCUCUAGUCGAGCACCCGUGUAUCAUAUUCGCAUAAUUAAGUGGCGCAAGCAAGUCGAUGUAGCCAUUUCAAGUGUGAGAGUAAAAAAUCAACUUAUUGAUGUGUGGCCCCUAUUGUAUUCAUCUGUUUGUGAGAUUGGUAUUGAAACUCUCAUGGCAAAAAAUGUGACUAAUGCAGCGUUAGAGCAGUUGGGUUCUUCUCAA